CCAGGUGUUCGUCGUAACUCCACAUUGGGCGUGGUCUUGUCAGGACCCUACGAGAUAACAACUGGAGUUAGUGACUUGAACAAGGAAAAGGGAGGUUAGUCAGAAUGGUUUGUAAUUAACGUCAUUCAUCAUUCAAACUGUCAUGCUGUUGUGGGGUUGAGGGGUUAGGGGAUAUGUACGUUUUCAGAGGAUCUCCGUGUUGAACGGGAACUUGUUUCAGAUGCUGGCGCUGAGGGUUGAAGCGAAAUGGCAAGUUUAUUGUACUGGCGGUGAUACACUACUGUACCAUGAUAGGUGUCGUAGGGAGGGCGGUUCGUGAUGGCGGCCUCCCUUAUAUAGCCCUAACCCCUUUUCGUGACUCCGCCCCAAGCUCGGCGUCAGCUGGGCACCGAAAUGGCUGCCUAACUUCACACCGUCUGGAGCUCAAAAAUACAACCAAGCAUCGUGAAUGAAGAAAGAAUAGUCCAUCCUCACUCAGUUCUCCAAGCUCCCACGAUGACACGCCCGCGCUCCCAAUCCAACCCCAACCCUCGCCGCUCCCGGCCCCCCUACACUUACACGCCCCUUUCCUCUCCCCGCCACAUCCGUCUUAUCCGCAUCCUGACCUACGACCCAGUCCUCUCCCAAGCCUACAUCACCCUCACCGAGCACCCCAUCGAUGCCAUCACCCACCGCUUCACCGCCCUCUCCUACACCUGGGGCUCGGCCAUCGAGCCCUUCGACAUCAACCCCACCCCCCCACUCGCCCCGAGCCCCGACAACGUUGAGCUGAUUGUCGUCCCGCAGGACGCCUUCAAGACCUUCAGCCGGCGCGACGACCUCGCCACGACCGAGGGCGCCCUGCUCGACGCCUACACGCCAGACCUGCGCUCCCUGCCCGUCACGGGCAACCUGUCGGAUUUCUUCCGCGCCUACCUCGCCGGCUUCCCGCACCGUCACCUGCAGCCGCGACCGGAGGAUGGACGCCGGCUGUCGUUUGACCAGGUCGCGCAGCUGUGGGCGGAUGCGGUGUGUAUCGACCAGGGGAAUGCGGAUGAGAAGGCCAGUCAGAUCCCGUUGAUGGGGGAGUUGUAUUCGUUAUCGGGGAGGGUGUUGGGGUGGUUGGGGCUGGAUGAGAAGAGGUUGAAGGUGUUUUCCUGGUGGCAUAAAGUGGUGUUUCCGGCGAUUGGAAGGUUUGUGCAGGAGAGUGGGCGGGCGCAGGGGAUCUUGAAGUUGAGGGAGGGGAAUUUUGUGGAUGCCAAGUUUUGGACGGAUGUGGUUGGGUUUAUGGAGGAGCCGAUGGGUGGGCAUUGGGCUACGGCGUGGUCAGACUAUUGGGCGUUUUAUCGCACGAGGAGGUAUUUCCACCGCGUGUGGAUUGUGCAAGAGGUGGUGGUGGCGGGGAAGUUUGAUAUCAUGGCCGGGAUGGGUGUGGAGGAGCUGAGUUGGGGGGACAUGACGGGGUUCGCGUACUUCCUAGGACACGCGGGAUGGAUUGAUGUUCUGAAUUCGUUGGCGGGGGAGAUGUUGAGCAGCGAAUACACGGACGCAGUAACUAGGGGGUUCGGGAUCACGGAUAUCGGCGGGAUGCAGGGGCAGCAUCAAACCCGGACUUUCGAGCAGAGUGGGUGGGCGGAGCAUUGGUGGGCUACGCUAUCAGCCGUCAGGAGACGAGAGUGCUUCGUCCAGCAGGACAGAGUCUUUGCCACGGUCGGAAUCCUCCAGCAGGCACUGCCAAAAGGAAACCCCUUGCCCUUCCCCGUCAACGCCACCAUCACCCCGGAGGAAGUAUUCAUCAACGCCGGGAAGACCCUUCUGCUCAACUGCGAACACCUCACCCUCCUCUCCUUUGUGGAGCAUCCCUUCCACCGCCAACUCCCAAACCUCCCCUCCUGGGUCCCUGACCUCACAACCGCCAAGUUCCCCUGGCCCCUCGGCACCUUCGACACCCCCUUCACAGCCUGCAUCCUCCCCUCAACCACCACCAGCACCCCCCCACCCCGCACAACCACCCCAUCAGGCGAGCUCCACCUGCGCGGCAUCCACCUCGACACCAUAACCUCCAAAACAGCCUACGAAGCGCCCAUGAACAUCCGCCUCGCGGAGACCGUCCUGCAAUUCCUCGCCGCGCUGCCCACCCACUACGCACACGUCACCUUCCCCGCGGCGGAGGGCCCCGAGGGGACCAUGGAGGGCCAGUUCAGCGAGGCGGCGCUCGUGCACACGCUCACCUGCCACGAGUACACCAACGUCAACCGGGGCACGCCCGACGAGACGGGCCGGGUGUCGGUCAGCUUCCGGGAGUGGCUGCUGGUCGCGCUGGGGCAGGUGUAUGCGGGCUGUCUGCUGCGCGAGGGGGAUGAGGAGUACGCGCCGGAGAGGGUGGCGGAGUGUGAGGAAAGGAGGAAGGAGAUUGAGAGGGUGAUUGGGGGCCUGGAGGUGAAGGUGUUGGUGCCGGAUGUGGAGGACCUGAGGGUGCAUGUGCCAUACGUCUUGAGGCGGGGACAGGCGCAGGACGGGACGGCAACGUUUGUGUUCCGUGGCGAGUGCUACGUUCAUGGAGUUAUGAACGGUGAACUGAUGAAGGGUGGCAUUGAAGGGCAGCUGGAACAAGUGGUACUGGUCUGA
Messenger RNA from Chaetomium fimeti, 2607 nucleotides. RefSeq lists its product as uncharacterized. Lineage: Eukaryota; Fungi; Ascomycota; Sordariomycetes; Sordariales; Chaetomiaceae. The transcript is spliced from 2 exons. The record is from RefSeq and is a predicted model, not a curated record. Bases 496 to 2607 code for a protein of 703 amino acids.